CUGUGCCACUGCUGUCGCAUAUUUUUAGUAGUAUUUUAAUCGCAGUGAAACAAUAGAAAAGGCAAAAAUGGAUUUAAAAAAAUCGUGUCGCUGCUGUUUACUGCGGCCUCCGGACAAAGACUUGAAGAUGCCGUAUUCCCAUUCGGGCAAAACCGAGAUAUACGCGGACAUGCUUAAGAAAUGCUUCGAGAUUCAUUUUAUAUCAACAUCAAGUGAUGGUGUCUGUGGGAUAUGUGAGGUGUGUGUGGGGCGGCUGCGCGACGCCAGUGACUUCAAGCUGCAAGUGCAGCGAUGCCAGGUCGAGCUGAAUGUGUGGCUGCGUGGAGCUAUGCCUGUGAAAGAUGAAGAACCCUUGGUAAAGUCAGAAAUGUCAGACGACAUUGUUGUGGACAACGAGGCACUCAUUCAUGCAGAAGUAAAGCUUGAGAGCACGGAGGAUCCUCUGCCGCACAAUGAAGAUGAUGUCUUCAAGGAGUUUGUGUUAAACUUGGGGCACAGAGUGUCAGAUGUUUGGAAGCCGGAGCCACUGUUCGAAUUCGCCCCGAUCAUACCCUUCGCUGGCCCUUCUAUAAGCUCCCCGAAGCUUGAACACGCUGAAAAUAACACGAAAAAGCGACACGACCAAUCUAAACAUUCCAACACAUGCGACAUUUGCGGGAAACGGUUUAAACUGAAAACUGCCUUGGCCAACCACAAACGUCGACACAAGGAAGAUCGUUACAAAUGCGAAGAAUGUAACCAGCAAUUCAAAUUCAAAUGCCACUUAGACAUACACAGGAAAGAUUCUCACGAAGGCAUAAAACCAUACGACUGCAACAUAUGCAACAAGCGAUUCGCACACAGACGCGGCUUAUAUAGACAUGUAAAAGUGACGCACAAUGAAAAGCGAUUCCAGUGUGAGGAAUGUAACAAGCUGUUCAGAGAUGCGUCUUAUUUGACCAGGCAUAAACUCUUACACCGAGGUGAGAUGCCCUACAAUUGCGAUAUAUGUAAAGCUAAAUUCAGAAGCAAGUAUAUUCUGAUCUCGCAUAUGGGCAGACAUACAGGACAGAUGCAUUAUAGUUGUAAAUAUUGUUCGUUAAAGUUUUGGGAUUACAAGAGUUUACUGUAUCAUAGAAAAAUACAUACUAUGGGGGAUAUUGAGAGUUAUUGCUGCGAGGUGUGUCGGAAAGUUUUUACUAUUAGAGGGAGUUAUAUCAGUCAUUUGAAAACGCAUACAGAACGGGAACCGUACCCUUGCGAGUUCUGUCCGGCGAAGCUAACGACUUUAGGCAGUUUGAGGCAGCAUAAAAAAAGACAUACUGAAGAGCGGCCAUACGCUUGUGAAUUGUGUAAUAAGCGGUUCCGAUUCAAACACAACCUUAAGGCCCAUAUACCCAUACACACUGGUGAGAAAUCACACUGUUGCGAAGUAUGCGGGAAGCAGUUUGCGCGGCAAGAUAAUUUGAAGACACAUUUAGAAACACAUGUAGAGGGAAUUUCGUAUUCGUGCGAGCUUUGUACCAAAUUUUAUUCGACUAAGGAAGGUUUACGACAGCACAGGCGAUCUCAUACGAAGAAGAACGACUUAACUAAAUCUUUUAGAAAAAAACAAAAUAAAAUUACUUCAGUGGAUUUUGAUCAAGGUGCAGAUGAUAUACAAAUUAUUCUUCAUUAAUGCACUUUACGUACAGUUUUCUUUCUGGACGUAUUCAGGUCAGCAGGGGAUAGAAAAAAGUAGAAUUAAGUAAAAAAAAA
This is a messenger RNA of Cydia amplana, 1737 nucleotides long. Its product is annotated as zinc finger protein 43-like. Gene Ontology annotation, cellular component: nucleus. The transcript has 5 exons. The record is from RefSeq and is a predicted model, not a curated record. Lineage: Eukaryota; Metazoa; Arthropoda; Insecta; Lepidoptera; Tortricidae. Gene Ontology annotation, biological process: regulation of transcription by RNA polymerase II. Gene Ontology annotation, molecular function: zinc ion binding. Bases 68 to 1657 code for a protein of 529 amino acids.